ACAAAACAAAUCCGAAUUUUCUAAUUUUCAAACCCUGAUUUCUCUCUCUCUCUCUCUUAAAAUCUUAGUUGCAAAUUCAGUUUUGAAUUUUUUCAGAGCAAAUUAUUCAUUGCGAUUAACGUGUUAAAUCCACAAAUUUCGAAUUGAGUAAUAGCUAUGUCGCUGAGGCCGAAUUCGAGAACGGAGGCUCGCCGGAGCCGGUACAAAGUCGCCGUGGACGCAGAGGAAGGUCGACGAAGAAGAGAAGAUAACAUGGUGGAGAUCCGGAAGAAUAAAAGAGAAGAGAGCUUGCUGAAGAAGCGUCGUGAAGGUUUACUGCAAGCUCAAUUCUCCAGUACUGCAGCCGCCGUCUCUCAAUUAGAUAAGAAGCUGGAGAAUCUUCCUGAUAUGAUUUCCGGGGUAUGGUCAGAUGACAGCAGCAUGCAACUUGAAUGUACAACACAGUUCCGGAAACUGCUUUCAAUUGAACGCAAUCCUCCUAUAGAGGAAGUGAUACAGUCUGGAGUAGUCCCUAGUUUUGUUGAAUUUCUUGCUAGAGAGGACUAUCCUCAACUGCAGUUUGAGGCAGCAUGGGCUCUUACAAAUAUUGCAUCUGGUACAUCAGAAAACACUAAAGUUGUGAUCGAUUAUGGUUCUGUUCCAAUUUUCGUCAGACUUCUAAGUUCACCAAGCGAUGAUGUUCGUGAACAGGCAGUUUGGGCUUUGGGAAAUAUUGCUGGUGACUCACCCAAGUAUCGUGACCUUGUGCUUGGCCAUGGAGCCUUAGCGCCAUUGCUGGCACAAUUCAAUGAGCAUGCAAAGCUAUCUAUGUUGAGAAAUGCUACCUGGACGUUGUCAAACUUUUGUAGGGGCAAGCCUCAGCCGCAGUUCGAGCAGACAAAAGCGGCACUCCCCACUCUUGCUCGACUUAUCCACUCAAAUGAUGAAGAAGUCCUGACAGAUGCAUGCUGGGCUCUAUCAUAUCUUUCUGAUGGAACUAAUGACAAAAUCCAGGCUGUUAUUGAAGCUGGAGUGUGUCCCCGCCUUGUUGAGCUGCUACUUCAUUCUUCGCCAUCUGUUCUCAUUCCUGCCCUGCGCACUGUUGGUAAUAUUGUCACUGGAGACGAUAUCCAAACUCAGGUUAUAAUUGACCAUCAUGCUCUUCCCUGCCUUCUUAACUUGUUGACGCAAAAUUACAAAAAAAGCAUUAAAAAGGAAGCUUGCUGGACAAUCUCGAACAUUACAGCUGGUAGUCGAAAUCAAAUUCAGGCUGUGAUUGAGGCUGGCAUUAUUGCCCCUCUUGUCCAUCUGCUACAAAAUGCUGAAUUUGAGAUAAAGAAAGAGGCUGCUUGGGCUAUUUCAAAUGCUACAUCCGGUGGAAAUCAAGAUCAGAUCAAGUUCUUGGUGAGCCAAGGAUGUAUAAAACCAUUGUGCGAUCUUUUGGUUUGUCCUGACCCAAGAAUAGUCACAGUCUGCUUGGAAGGGCUUGAGAAUAUUCUGAAGAUUGGGGAAGCUGAUAAGGAUCUAGGUAACACAGAAGGCGUGAAUGUUUAUGCCCAAUUGAUUGACGAGGCUGAAGGUCUAGAGAAGAUUGAAAACCUCCAGAGCCAUGACAACACUGAAAUCUAUGAGAAGGCAGUGAAGAUCCUCGAAACUUAUUGGUUGGAAGAGGACGAUGAGCAGCUUCCAUCAGCUGAUGCUCAACAUUCUGGAUUCAACUUUGGAGGGGGUGAACUACCUCUUCCAUCAGGAGGAUUCAACUUCAGUUGAUGAGGUUCGGCCAGCAGGUCAGUCAGUGGUUUCAGAUUGGACACAGCAUCCUUUUUCAUCCAGGUUAACUUAUUCCUGAAGGGAUGCUAUCAAAACUGUUUGUUUCUCAGAGAUGGCAUGGAGAAACAGAUGGAAAACGAGAAGGGACUGUUUGAACACCGUGUAGAGUCGUCUUGUUUUUUU
This is a messenger RNA of Nicotiana tabacum (common tobacco), 1932 nucleotides long. Its product is annotated as importin subunit alpha. Gene Ontology annotation, biological process: protein import into nucleus. NCBI's taxonomy places the organism in Eukaryota, Viridiplantae, Streptophyta, Magnoliopsida, Solanales, Solanaceae. Gene Ontology annotation, molecular function: nuclear import signal receptor activity; protein binding. The record is from RefSeq and is a predicted model, not a curated record. Gene Ontology annotation, cellular component: cytoplasm.